AGUGAUUGGAGGGCAGACUGGAAUAAUAAGGAGAGGCUGAACCGUAGCGGACUGAUGCGUCCCAGCCGCUGGCCUCAGGUCUGACAUCCACCAGGAGACACUUGUGCGUUCCUCCUUCAACAUGAAUCCAACAAGACCUCCUGUUAGGCUGCAAUAAAACUGCUUGUCUUUCUUUUUGACUGUUAACCUGCACACUUCAGCGAAGCAUUUUUGCGCAGAAAGUCCUUAAACCAAGGAAGAACAGCGCGUAAAUUUCUUCAACUUUCUGCCGCUUGGAGCCAAACGGCGGCCGGCAUCUCUGGAGAUUUUCUGCUUUUAUUUGAUCAGAGGGGAAUAUUUUGCCUUUUUUUCAGCACCGACAUGGAGUACACGUCAUCUCCCAAGCCGCAGCUCUCAUCCCGGGCCAAUGCUUUCUCCAUAGCCGCCCUGAUGUCCAGCGGGAAGUCCAGCAAGGACAAGGAGGCGGAGGAGAACACCAUCAAACCUCUGGAGCAAUUCGUGGAGAAAUCCUCCUGCAACCAGCAGUCCCUGGCUGACUUGUCCUCCCUGGACGGGCACGGGGACUUCAGCGGGAACGCGCCCGCAGUGUGCACGGAGCCGCUCAUCCCCACCAAUCCCGGCAUCCCCAGCGAGGAGAUGGCCAAGAUCUCGUGCAGCCUGGAGACCAAAGAGCUUUGGGACAAAUUCCACGAGCUCGGUACUGAGAUGAUCAUCACCAAGUCUGGAAGGCGGAUGUUUCCUACCAUCCGGGUUUCUUUCUCCGGGGUUGACCAGGACUCCAAGUACAUCGUCCUGAUGGACAUCGUCCCGGUGGACAACAAGCGGUACCGCUACGCCUACCACCGCUCCUCCUGGUUGGUGGCCGGCAAGGCCGACCCUCCUCUGCCCGCCAGGUUAUACGUCCACCCGGACUCUCCGUUCACCGGGGAGCAGCUGAUGAAGCAGAUGGUUUCCUUCGAGAAGGUCAAGCUGACAAACAACGAGCUGGACCAGCACGGACACAUCAUCCUGAAUUCUAUGCACAAGUAUCAGCCACGAGUUCACAUUAUCAAAAAGAAAGACCACACCGCCUCGUUGCUCAACCUCAAAUCUGAGGAGUUUCGCACCUUUGUGUUUGUUGAGACCGUCUUUACUGCUGUCACAGCUUAUCAGAACCAGCUGAUAACUAAGCUGAAGAUCGACAGCAACCCUUUUGCCAAAGGCUUCAGGGAUUCUUCCCGGCUGACGGACAUGGAGAGCAGGGAAAGUGUUGAGAAUCUGAUCCACAAGCACUCAUACGCCCGAUCGCCGAUCAGAACCUACGCUGGGGACGAGGAGAACCUGAAUGAGGACGGACACACCACACACACCAGAGCAGGCUCAGCGUUUACCGCCUCAGACAACCUCUCCUUGAGUUCCUGGGUCACCACCACCUCCGGCUUCUCAGGCUUCCAGCAUCCUCAGACCUUGUCAGCCAUGGGCACCGGAACCGCCUCCCUACCCCACCCCAUCCAAGGAUCCCUCCCUCCUUACAGCCGGCUAGGGAUGCCGCUCACACCAACUGCUCUGGCUGGAACCAUGCAGGGCAGCGGGCCUUCCUUCCCUUCCUUCCACAUGCCCCGCUACCACCACUACUUCCAGCAGGGGCCCUACGCUGCCAUCCAAGGACUUCGCCACUCCUCAACGGUCAUGACGCCCUUUGUAUGACUGUAAAGAACAGAGGGCCAGAACUAACUCUGACCAUUGAUUGGGUGCAGACCAUUAAUCCUCAUAACUCCUCAUCUGAUUUGCACCUGACCCACUGUUUUUUGUAAAUAUCUGAACUGCAGCGAUUGAGAUGAGGGUCGAGAUGUGAAGAGGAACCUGCACAGUGAAGCGAGACAGACUGUGCUCCUCUCUCAGGAUCUGAAUCCAAAAAACAGUUCUGUUAUAUGAAAAGACUGACAACCUCAUUGCAAACGAGAUGCAAGGCAAAUACACGUGCAUGCUUGUUUUAUUUCAGCCCUCAAGUUCAAAGUACACUUUCUAAUCGUUUUUAAACGGCUGCUGAGAUUCCUAAAAAUGACACAAGGAGAUAGAGGGAUCAUUUCAAUAUGAAGGACAUGCAGAGACGCUAUCUUCACUCCUCUGUGUGAAGGAAACCAGCCAUAUGUACAGUUCAGAAUAACAGCUCCACAAUCUGGGGAUGAUGUAGAUCUGUGUCUAAAGAAACUGAAGAAAAGAAAACGCUUCACUACAUCCCUUUUCUCACUGUAAAUUGCCAAAAAAAAGAGUCAUAGAUCGCAUGCUGACUGCAGUAGACAAAACAUUGCUUAACAUGUUGAAAUACAGAUAGAAGGACUGUGAGUAAGAUAGGGAAAUGUUUAUUUUUGUUCAAGGCCCGGUCAAACCGGGAAUUGCAAACCUGCUUAUCAAUGUUAUCAAUGCUCCACCAUUUAUGGCAUACAGUAAAACAUUCUUCAAAAAAA
This is a messenger RNA of Cyprinodon tularosa, 2447 nucleotides long. RefSeq names its product T-box transcription factor 20 (gene tbx20). Gene Ontology annotation, cellular component: nucleus. Gene Ontology annotation, biological process: regulation of transcription by RNA polymerase II; positive regulation of DNA-templated transcription; heart looping. The record is from RefSeq and is a predicted model, not a curated record. The transcript has 8 exons. The coding region runs from base 361 to 1686 and encodes 441 amino acids. NCBI's taxonomy places the organism in Eukaryota, Metazoa, Chordata, Actinopteri, Cyprinodontiformes, Cyprinodontidae. Gene Ontology annotation, molecular function: RNA polymerase II cis-regulatory region sequence-specific DNA binding; DNA-binding transcription factor activity, RNA polymerase II-specific.